AUGGAGAGAAUGGAAAGAGAGCGUAUUGAAAGAGAACGUGCAGAAAGAGAGAGAUUAGAAAAAGAAAGAUUAGAAAAGGAACGUUUAGAACAAGAACAAAAAGAUAACAUAUGUUAUAUAUAUUGUGAUGAUAUAGAGGCCAUUAAUAUGGUAACAUUAGGUUAUAACAAUAAACUUUGCCUUUAA
Dictyostelium purpureum is the source of this 186-nucleotide messenger RNA. RefSeq lists its product as uncharacterized. NCBI's taxonomy places the organism in Eukaryota, Evosea, Eumycetozoa, Dictyosteliales, Dictyosteliaceae. The record is from RefSeq and is a predicted model, not a curated record. Bases 1 to 186 code for a protein of 61 amino acids. The transcript has a single exon.